Messenger RNA from Panonychus citri (citrus red mite), 1943 nucleotides. Its product is annotated as rhodopsin-like. Gene Ontology annotation, cellular component: membrane. The transcript has 3 exons. Gene Ontology annotation, biological process: G protein-coupled receptor signaling pathway. Gene Ontology annotation, molecular function: G protein-coupled receptor activity. Lineage: Eukaryota; Metazoa; Arthropoda; Arachnida; Trombidiformes; Tetranychidae. The coding region runs from base 236 to 1507 and encodes 423 amino acids. The record is from RefSeq and is a predicted model, not a curated record.
CAAGUCAUUGGAAAUUUAAUUGUAUAAUCAAGUUUAAAAUGCUUUACAAUGAUUGUCUACCAUCAAUUUAAAAGUUAAUCACAAUUAAAACUUAAAGUUCACUUAAAGUAUUUAUAGUAUUUAAAGUUACCAAGACAUCAGGUUAAUUGUUUGGGAAACUUUGAUUAACUGGUUGUUGACGAUUUAAUUUACUGUGUGAACAAUUUGUUACUAAUCACUGAACAUUUAAUCACCAAUGAAUAAUUCAACAAUUAACGGGACAAAUUCAAUUCGUCAAGCUUGGCUUCGAUUCCUUCAUCCUGAUCUAAUUACAUUGGCACCCGAUUAUUGGCUUAAUUUUGAACCAAUUUCGUGUCAAGUUAAUUUAACAAUCGCUGCGAUUUUCACAGUUGUCUUAAUCAUUGGAUUAACUGGUAAUUUAACAAUAAUUUACCUUUAUUGUAGAGUAAAAGCACUUCGAAAUGGCCGAAAUACAAUCAGUUUGAACAUCGCAGUUUCCGAUCUAAUCAUGAACGGGGUAAUUGCGGCCUACGUUUACAAUAGUACUCAAUGUGGAUCAGCAUUAACACCAUUGGGUUGUAAGCUUUAUGGAUUUGCUGGUGGCCUUUCAGGGACAGUUACGAUUAUGUCAAUAACAGCGGUUACUUUUGAACGUUAUCUAACAAUUAAUCAUCAGAACUUUUCUCAACCAUAUUUUGAUUAUCGAGGAUCAAUUGUGUUGAUUAUCCUUCUUUGGUUGUAUUCGUUUAUGUUUACAAUUCCACCCAUAUUUGGUUUCUUUAACAAUUAUAUACCAGAAGGACAUUUGACAACAUGUUCAUUUGAUUAUGUGUCAACUAAAUUCGAGUCAAGGCUUUUUGUUUUCAUCUUUUUCCUUGGAGCUUGGGUAAUACCAUCAAUUAUAAUUAUCGGCUCUUAUGUUGGCAUCUAUCGAGCGACCCAUCGUUCAUCAGCUCGUUUUGAAACUUAUGCCACAAAAUCAGUUCCAAGUCCAACUUUAAACGAUCAUCACAGUAACAAUCCUAGUCAACAUCAUUCGAGUAACCGAAAUGGUACCAACAUUUAUAACGAAAACUCCAGUAACAAUAGUAACAGUAGUGGUACUAAUAAUCCAACCAAUGGUAACAUAAAUAAUAAUAUAAUGAUUCAACAGCGAACCCAACACCGAAUUAGACUUGAACAUCGUCUCGUUAGAACCUCAAUGGCUUUAAUUACACUUUGGAUGAUCACCUGGACACCCUAUGCAGUUGUCUCUCUAAUUGGUAUAAUUAAUCCUCUUCUAUUAACACCAACCAUGGCCAUGUUACCGGCAAUGUUUGCCAAAACCUCAGCGGUAAUGGAUCCCUUUGUUUAUGGUUAUCUUCAUCCGAGAAUUAAGUUUGAGGUGAAGAAGCGUUUUUUUAAUUGUUGCGUUAAAUCAUUUCAAAGGUCAUCCUCCCUGCGGUCAUCGUUACCAAGUAAAACAUCAACAUCUUCAAAUAGAUGGCAAAAAAUAGCUAAAUUUUAACCUCUAUCAUCAUUAAAACAAACAUGAAGACACAGAAUUUAAAUCAACACCAAUUUCCAAGAUACAUUUACCCUUUUAGAUUAAAACACUUUCCAAAAUGUAAAUACACCAAUUAAUCCAUAGCAUUGGCUAUUAUAGUACCACCACAAGUUCAAUAGAAUUUAAUUUUCUCAUCAAUUAAUUUAAAUCUAAUUACAAGAGGAUUAAAAACAAUUCAAAUUAACAUAUCAACAAAUUUUAAAGAAAAUCAAUCGAUAAAAAAAAGAAGCGGGAAUCAGGGGUCGUAUUAAAAUCUCAUCUUUUUGUUGGAAGAAAAUUUUUUCUCUCAACAAUUAACUUAAUUAUCUGUUGAUAAUUUUUCUUUAAUUGUCCAGGAUUAUAUUAGAAGUGAUUAAAGUUGAUAUAUUAUAUGAUAAUUAUUUAGAUGAUAACGAUA